GCCACGGGAGUGUAAGCUCUGUGUGUGCGCUACUUCCGGGUAAGGCUGAAACACGUGGAGUGACCCUAAACAGCCACUGACAUUAGAAAGCAUGGUGGCAGUUGAUACUGACAAAACUGCAAAUCACAGUAAGUCCAAGGAAAAAAAGAAGAAAAAGAAAGCAAAGUUACCAGAUUUGGAGACAGAUGAUGAAACAGCAAAAGAAAUGCAAGAUAAUGCAAAAGUAAAAGGCAACCAAAGUAAAAAUGCACAAGAUGAAGGUGGCAUUUCAGCUUAUGCAGAAGAAACUAUUUCUAAAAAGAAGAGAAAAAAAGUUAGUCCUGAGAUGACAGAACAGACAGAAGUGCAGGGAGACACAGACAUUCUGGCCGGUCAGGCUGUGACAGAGAGGAAACUAACUGGCAAGAUAAAGAAAAGAAAGAAGAAUAAAGAGCAUUCUUCUGAUACAGAAAUAACGGAACUGAAUGGCAGUGAUAAGUUGUCAGACCCUGUAAGUUGUGUUAAUGAUGCGCCUAAUAUGGUAGAAAAGAAGGAAAAGAUUAUUAAUUCUGUCCCUGAGACAGAAACAGAACUUUCUAGCAGUUUUAAUAUGACAGGGACUGUUGUCAAUCGAGACAGUGAAGUGCUAGAAGGUACUAAAAAACAGAAAAGAAAGAAGAAAAAAAGGAAAGAUUAUACUACCAAUGCAGAAAGUGCAAAUUUUCAUAGCAGCAAUAAAGAGCCAGAGACUGAAAAAGAGCCAGAGACCUCCCAAAAAUUUAGCAAAAGGAAAAAUAAGUCUUUAAUAAGUGAGAAUGCAGAAGCAGCUGCUGAAACAAAUGAACAUGUCAAGCUGAAGAAAAAAGAAAUUAAGAAAAAAAAGGACACUGAGGAGAAAGAGCUUGCUGGUGGAAACUCUGAUACCGAUCUGUCCAAAAAGAAAAGGAAGAAAAAGAAAGUUUUGUAUAACUAUGAAAAACAAAAUGAAGUCCAAAUGACUCAAAAUAACAACAUUGAGGCUGAUUGUCAGCCUCCAAAUAGAAAUAUAAAGAAAAAAGUAAAAGUCUCAUCUGUUGAAGAUGAUUGUGAAGUUUCCCCAGAGAUGGAAGAAGCUGAUUCUGACAAAGAUCCCAAUGGGAACAAAAUAGACAGUGGAUCCAAACGUACUGGUUCCAAAAAGAAAAGGAAAUGCGUAGAAGAGAUGAGUGACAGUCUAACCACAGCCACCUGCAGCAAUGAACAUAUGGAAAUGUCCAAACAAAAGAAGAAAAAGAAAGGGGUGGCUGAUGUUACUGUUCCAGGGGAUCAGACCACCACAAUAGAAGAGAAUGAAGCUGAAGUUCCUAAAAAAAGGAAGAUCAGGAAACUAGGGGAAUCAGAAGUUGCAAAUGAUUUUGCACAGUCAAAAAAAAUAAAGAAGGCAAAAAUAUCUAAGGAGAAGGUACCAGAAACAUCUGUAGAAGAAAAGAAUGCCAGUGGACCUGGGAACACUAAGGGUACCAGAUUUGGACAGUGGGACACAGCUUCAUUUCAAACCUCAGACCAACAAGCAAAGUUCUUUAGACUGAUGGGAGGCUUUAAGAAAGGAAACCAAAGUGCCGUUGCACUGAGCCCAAGCCAGUCAAAAGCAAACAUGGCUCUGGCCAAGACCGAGGAGCAAUCAUUACAGAGGAAUCUGCAGGCAGAAUUUGACAAAGCCCUUUGCUGGAAGCAGAACAGAGGCAUAGGCUUGGGAUUUGAGACUGCCAAAAAGAAAAUAUUCUUCAUUGACAAAACUGCCUCUAAGUCCAUAAAGUUUGAUUAAUGCAUCUUUGAUCAUUGUGUUACCCCAAUGCAGGUCUCUCUCUACUACACUUUUUGUAAGUUGUUUUAUUAUAAUAGAACCUGUGAACUUCAUAUAUCAUAUUAUUGUCUGCCAGCAAGGAAAACAAUAGGGGCACUGCUAAAAUUCACCACCUAGCAAUAGGAGUUAUCAUUGCAUAUAGACAUGCCUUUGGAGCCAUUGCAGUUACUAGGUAGGUCAGAAGGAGUUAUUAUAAUGAAAUUUAAAAAUGUUUAUCAAUACUAAAAUUCAGUUACAAAAACCAUCUACUCAUUUUGAACUCCAUGAACAUGUAUUCUGCUGUCCAACAGGCCAUAAAAAUGUGAAAACCAAAAAAAUGUGGGUUUUUUUGUUGAUAUAAGUAGAAAAUAUCUGACAAUUAUGUUUCCCUUGUGUUUUUAGGUAUAUUGGAAAACAUAAUGGGUCUUGUCUGUAUGUUGGGUUGUAUGGCGUUAAGUGUAUACCUCUAUCUCUACAAUUAAAUCAGUAAUUCUGGAUAAUACGUUGGAUACAGGACAUAAAUGAUCAAUAUGAAUUUCUGUACCCACUAGGGUUUCCACCUGUGCCCACCUCCAAUCCACCCAGCCUCUGAUCUGCCUAAAUUCAUAGUUCCUAGACCCCACAUACUCACCGAAUCCCCUUCAGAUUCAAAGCUGAAGCUUUCUAGUUCAUUUUGCUCCCUCUCUCUAACCUGCAUCAGUUGGCAGGACUCAGAAAUCUUAUAUCUUUAGCCCUUCUGCCUCAUCUUUCCUAACAGGCUCCUGCAUUAAGUAGCAACAGUGGAACUGCUUAUGAGUCAUAAUAAUAAUUAAAUGAAAUUAUCAAGGAAGAACCUUUCUGUAUUGGGGGAAAAGCCAGAUUGGGGGGGAUAAGGCAUGAACUGCGUUUUCAGGCCAUAAACAAUGAAUGGACAACUCAAGAAGUAUUUUAUAUGCAUUGAACUAUACUGUA
Messenger RNA from Xenopus tropicalis (tropical clawed frog), 2752 nucleotides. It is a transcript of the gene knop1, whose product is annotated as lysine-rich nucleolar protein 1. The coding region runs from base 92 to 1783 and encodes 563 amino acids. The transcript is spliced from 4 exons. Lineage: Eukaryota; Metazoa; Chordata; Amphibia; Anura; Pipidae. The record is from RefSeq and is a predicted model, not a curated record.